AUAUUGAACGAAAUUUUGGCGUUAAGCCUAGUGAGAACCGGAACGUGUCGCGAAACGUCCAACGUGUCGGGAGAGGCAACCGGCUAUCGACGGCGACGAACCGGGCCUUUUUCCCAUGAGAUGAGAGAUAUCGAGAGAGCGAGUUCAUGAGGUUGUCUCUCCCGAUAUCUCCCUGAUGCGAGUGGGCGAAGGGGAAGCUCUCCUCUCCUUGUCUCGGCGAAGAUCGCUCUGUGUGUCAUACUCUCUCUCUCUCUCUCUCUCCCCAUCGCUGAUCUCUUCUUCUUUCCUCUUCGAUCCGAUUGUAUGAUUCUUCCUACAUUUUGACGUCCGUCAAAAUUUUCUUCUCCAGCAUUUGUUUCCCUCUGUGUUGGCGUAAUUUGGGGGUUCAGAACUUUUAUUUGUCCUGCUGGGGAAUCCCGGUCUGGGUUUUGGGUUUUUUGCGAAUUAUGUACUUUUUUUAGGGUUCCGAGAUUGAUAGAUUGGGGUACCACUGCAAAAGUUUUGAUUUUUAGUGGAGAUUAGUGGUCGAGGCCACUGUACACUGGUGGGUGAUAAUUCCCUGGUGGCGUUUCGAACUGGGGGACGCACGGCAGAAGCGCUCAAACUGGAUCUGCUAUCGAUUUGAUUUGGGUCACAAUUCCAUGAGGCGGCGGUUGUCGGCUUCCGUUCAUCACGAGGGGAUGGAGAAGGCCAACGGCAAGCCUCGGCCUUCUCGGCUCUGCUUCUUGGCCACUCUAUCGGCCAUGUUCUGGAUCAUGAUCUUCUAUUUCCAUUUCACUGUUCUGAGCAGUAACUCUAUCAACAACCCUGAGCAAUCUGUUUCCUACUCCAUUCCUUCCAAAUCCCAACGGAUUUCGGAAGCAUACGAAGCUCUCGAACUGCCAAAAAUGAAGGUGCAGUCCCAAUUGAAGCCAUCAGACCAGCAAGCACCGGAAGUAUUUCCCUUCACCCGUGCCCUCCAGACCAUCGAUAACAAGAGCGAUCCCUGUGGCGGGAGGUACAUCUACGUUCAUGAUCUUCCCUCAUGGUUCAAUGCAGACAUGCUCAGAGAUUGCAGAAAGUUGAGCCUUUGGACCAACAUGUGCAAGUUCACAGGCAAUGCUGGCCUGGGGCCUCCGCUUCAGAAUGCCGAAGGAGUCUUCUCAAAUACAGGGUGGUAUGCAACAAAUCAGUUUGCGGUGGAUGUGAUCUUCAACAACCGGAUGAAGCAGUAUGAGUGCCUGACUAAAGAUUCCUCCAUUGCGGCUGCUAUCUUUGUGCCAUUCUAUGCUGGUUUUGACAUAGCUCGAUAUCUUUGGGGUUAUAACAUCUCAGUCAGGGAUUCUUCAUCUCUUGAGUUGGUUGAUUGGCUUAUGAAGAGGCCUGAGUGGAGUGUGAUGGGGGGGAGGGACCAUUUCUUGGUGGCAGGAAGGAUCACUUGGGACUUUAGGAGAUUGACGGAUUCUAAUUCAGACUGGGGAAACAAGCUUUUGUUCUUGCCAGCUGCGAAGAACAUGUCAAUGCUGGUUGUGGAGUCGAGCCCAUGGAAUGCUAAUGAUUUUGGCAUACCAUAUCCUACUUACUUUCACCCGGCAAAGGAUGCUGAAGUUUUCAUUUGGCAGGAUCGGAUGAGGGAGUUGAAGCGGAGGUAUCUCUGUUCAUUUGCAGGAGCACCACGCCCUGGUAAUCCGAAAUCAAUUAGAGGACAGAUCAUCGAUCAGUGUCAAAGGUCUAAGGUUUGCAAGUUGUUGGAGUGUGAUUUUGGAGAGAGCAAGUGUCAUUCUCCAAGCAGCAUAAUGCAAAUGUUCCAGAGCUCUUUGUUUUGCCUACAACCUCAGGGAGAUUCGUAUACAAGGAGAUCAGCUUUUGACUCAAUGUUGGCUGGUUGCAUACCCGUUUUCUUCCAUCCUGGCUCUGCUUAUAUACAAUACACAUGGCACCUCCCGAGGAACUACUCGACAUACUCAGUAUUUAUCCCAGAGGAUGAUAUUCGAAAGAAAAAUGUUAGCAUUGAGGAGAGGUUAAAGCAAAUCCCUCCUGAUGUUGUGGAAAUAAUGAGAGAGACAGUUAUUAGCCUGAUACCUAAGCUGAUAUAUGCAGACCCUAGAUAUAAAUUGGAGACUCUUAAGGAUGCCUUUGAUGUGGCUGUACAGGCAGUAAUUGACAAAGUCACUCAGCUAAGAAGGGACAUAGUAGAAGGCCACGAAGAUAAGGACUUCAUCGAAGAGAAUAGCUGGAAGUAUGCUUUGUUAGAGGAUGGCCAGCGGAUGGUUGGUCCACAUCAGUGGGAUCCUUUCUUCUCUAAACCUAAGGAUGGUAAUGGGGAUUCUGGCACCUCAUCUGCUGAAGCUGCUAAGAAUUCUUGGCAGAAUGAACAAAGGAGUCAAGUUUGACCUUCAUUCAAGAUUGAGUUGGAAGAUAAGGCUGGUUGCUAAGCUUCUUGAAGGUUGAGUUCCAACAAUCAAACAAAGGGAGAAAUUUUGAUUGAUGAUCAUUUUAGCCUUGAUCUUAAACCAACACUUGGAAUGCUUUUCUGAGAAUGCAUGAAAAACUUAUACUGCCAGCACACAUCAUCAUCAGUUGUGAAAAAUUGAUGGCUAUAGGAAAUCUUACUCUUGGUAUGUUUAACCUGCUCACUGCUCAGGGAAGGUAUGUGUUUGCUGAUGCCUGCAUUUUAGUGAGUUUAUUUUUAAGGCAUGAUAUCCAGAUGAUUAACACUAGUUAGGUGCAGUGUCAUUGUUAAACACAAAUGGUGAAAUGUUUAUUUCUAUUGACAAUAAAAAGAACAUUGAGAAAAACUGGAUCUUGCUUUCUUUUUGGGAGGCCUGCAAUGACAAUGGUAGAAAACCUGUAGCGGCUAGCAACAGUGGAUUCAUUAACUUCAACAAGCAUGACGGUGUAAGUGAUAACAUACAUUUUAUGCCGUCAGCAACACUCAAACCCACUUGUGCUCUGACGGAAUGUGCAUCUCUAUUGCAAUCAAAAUAUGCUCAACAUGUAAUUGGCUCAUGACAAACAGCUACUAACAAAGUUGGAGUAUGUGCUUGAAUGCUGGGAGAUGAGAGUAUCACAUGGGUGUCCCCUUGAAAUAACAUUAUCUGAGUUAAGUUAUCACUUGUCGUGGGACCAGAAUAUAUGGUUUAACAGGAGCUUUAAAUGGACUACAUUUCAAGUCUUCUGAACCUUAAUGCUAGGUAGCCUCAGAUCUCCACGGGGAAGGGAUGAUUGGUCCACCAAUUCAAUGUCGCAGUAGAUAGGUGGGGUCUGUGUGGAGGCAAUUUGCAGCUGAUGUCCACGGCAGCUGUGGCAUUGUAGAAGAAUGUUCAAUCACAUGAUUUGUCUGCCAUCUUCAGUGGGACCCUUUUAUGAUCUUGAGACAUGAGAGUCCUUUAGGAGUAUCCAGUCUCUCUCAUCCUAUCAGGGAGUUGGGCCAUGUGGUCCCUUUCCUUCUGCCAAAGUAGUAAAGAAAUGAAAUGUGAGACUAGGAAGUCAGUUUCAGAGUGAUAUGCCUUGCUUCAUUUGUUCUCUUAGAACUUUAUCUACCAAGUCCAUCUCUCCAAAAACUGAAAGCUCAGUAGUUUCACUUUCUCCAUCUCUGUACGAGCAGAAGCAUAUGGCCAUUUGGUCUGAGAGUGCAUCAGAGCGAGCUGUAAGCUUGUACUCCAUGGACAAGGGCAAAGGUCACCUGAGGUAAGUGAGGCAGAGGAGGGAGGAGAUAGUGUAGGCCACACCAUGUGUGAGUCUCGUGGGUUGUGCUGUAAGACUUAUCAGAAUCCAUGAAUCCCCAGCAACGAAAAGGGUAUAUAUAUCCUUCUCAUGAUCAGUUGUGUGAUCAAGAAUGGUCCAGUAGAUUUGCAUGAGGCCUCAGUAUGGAAGCAGAGCUUCUACACUUUUUGAUCCCCCACUAAAGAACUCGGAUAGAGAACUGAGAUAACACAGCGCUUUGGGAUUCUUCUUACAUGCAUUGAACCUUAAUGUCAGGGUAGAAUAUGAGUUGGUGGUGGAUGAAAUAGGAGGGCAUCUUUAGUGAAAAGGCCCUUUCAUUGCCUACAACUUUUAGGAAGGUUUGAAUUCUUCAGGGGAGUGGAAUACUUGGAUGUUUGGAUCUCUAAGGAAGCAAUAUUGAAGUUUCUGAGAUGAAUUGGCUGGUGCAUUAACCUUUCCAGUUCUAAUGGGGGCUCUUUCUCUGCUGCAACUGGGUACAACUGAGAACCUUGCCUUCUCAGAAAACAAUCAAUGAAGGUUGCAGUAUCUGCAGUGUACUACUGUGCACCCAUUGUACUCAUCAGCCUUAUGGAGAUCAAUGAAACAUAACCAGGUUUGUUCU
Messenger RNA from Musa acuminata subsp. malaccensis (wild Malaysian banana), 4306 nucleotides. The record is from RefSeq and is a predicted model, not a curated record. Lineage: Eukaryota; Viridiplantae; Streptophyta; Magnoliopsida; Zingiberales; Musaceae.